AUGGAAGGCUUAUUAACAAACAUAUCAUCUUCAUCAACGUCGUCAUAUUCGGAGGCAGACUUGAAUCCUCUAAAGAUUUGCAUCCUCCCAUUUCCAACUCCAGGGCACAUGAACCCACAUCUCAAUUUGGCUCAAGUCUUAGCCUUUCGUGGUCACCAUGUUACCAUUCUCACCACUCCUUCCAAUACUCAAUUCCUCCCAAAAUACCUAAACUUUCACACCUUCAACUUCCCUUCCAACCAAGUUGGUCUUCCUCCUAGCAUCGAGAACCUAUCCUCUGCCCAAGACAACCAAACUGCGAACAGGAUAUGUAAGGCCAUGUACCUUCUCAAACCCCAAAUACAAACCAUCCUCCAGGAAAACCCUCCUCAUGUUUUGAUUUCAGACAUCAUGUUCCCGUGGAAUUUCGCUUCCACACUCAACAUCCCCACGUUGGUAUUCAACCCCAUGCCCAUCUUCGCUCUUUGCAUUGCUGAGGCCAUCAACAAUUGCCAGCCCGAAGUGUUGCCUUCGGAUUCUUCGCUUCCUUUUAUUGUCCCUGGUGAUCUCCCGCACAACGUCACGCUCAAUCUUAACCCUUGGUCAACGAGCUUCGACACCAUGGUUCGCAUUUUGCUACUCGCCAAGAAAAAUAACACACUUGGGGUCAUUGUGAACACUUUUGCAGAGCUCGAAGAUGGGUACACUGAGUAUUACGAGAAAUUCACAGGAGUUAAAGUGUGGCACGUUGGCCUGCUCUCGCUUAUGGUGGAUUACUACCAGAGAAGAGGCUCAUCAUCACAAAAAAGUCAGGUUGGCCACCAGGAGUGUCUCGAUUGGCUUAGCUCAAAGGAACAUAAUUCAGUGGUGUACAUAUGUUUUGGAAGCUUGUGUCGUCUCAACAAAGAGCAAUAUUUGGAGAUAGCGCGUGGGAUUGAAGCCUCAGGACACAAUUUUCUCUUGGUGCUUCCAAAAAAUGUGAAUGAUGACGACAUGAAAGAAGAAGGGUUGUUGCAUGACUUUCAAGUAAGGAUGAGGGAAAUUGAUAGAGGAAUGGUAGUUAGAGGUUGGGUCCCACAGGAUUUGAUAUUGAAGCAUGUUGCCAUUGGAGCAUUCCUAACACAUUGUGGGGGUAAUUCAGUGUUGGAGGCGAUUUGUGAGGGGGUGCCUAUGAUCACCAUGCCUAGGUUUGCUGACCAAUUUUUGUGUGAGAAGUUGGUGACAGAGGUGCAAGGGGUUGGGGAGGAGGUGGGGAUUUGGGAAUGGAGCUUGUCACCUUAUGAUGUGAGGAAGGAGGUGGUGGGUUGGGAAAGAAUUGAGAAUGCUGUGAGAAAGGUGAUGAAGGAUGAAGGAGGAUUGUUCAGAAAACGAGUGAAGGAAUUGCAGAAAAAAGCACAUCAAGCUGUUCAAGAAGAGGAAAGUAUAGUUUCCCAUGAGCGCGGAAAAGGAGAAUUAAGUUUCAAGUGCAAAAAGAGAAGCAGUGAAGCCUGGGAAGAAAAGCAGCCAUUCAUUUCGCAGCUCGUCUUCUGUAGCCUAAGGAGCACAAGCAGCAACUGCGAUCACGAGAAACAGGUUGGGAAAACAAAUUCACAAGCAGAAAUCUAA
Sphenostylis stenocarpa is the source of this 1584-nucleotide messenger RNA. The record is from the annotation of a GenBank genome assembly. NCBI's taxonomy places the organism in Eukaryota, Viridiplantae, Streptophyta, Magnoliopsida, Fabales, Fabaceae.